GUAUAAUAUAAUAGGUAUAAUCAUUUUCAUAAAAUACAGUUUUCAUGUGGUUUGAAAUUGUUGUUCUUGGACUUUAGUCUAUUGCAGCAUAAUUCUCAGACCACACAAAUACAGACUCAAAGAAAAGUUAAUAAUUACAUUUUAAUCGAACAAGUAAUAGGCCUGUUUGACAUUUCUCUCCAGUUUAUAUCCACCACAUAUCAGCCAAAUUCCCCCUUAUAUGCUGACAUGUUUUUCUCUGUCACCCCAUGUGUCUUUUAUCAUGACAUAGACAACACAUUAGAUUAAGGCGUACAGUCAUAACAUGGUAACCUAGUUUUAAGUGUCGUAAGAAUGUUGUAUUGACCCUUGCGGGGCGGAGCAUUAACGAGAAGUAUAAGAGUUUGAUGUUUUGAGGGUGGGUCAUUUUGCUUUAGACACUUGCGUCUUGCGAUCCAAAAUGCCACUUGAGUUAUAUCUUGAUCUUCAUUCACAGCCAUGUCGUGCCGUGUUUAUAUUCGCAAAGAUAACCAAAAUUCCCUUUGAAUACAAAAGCGUGGAUUUGUCUGCAGGUGAACAAUUUGGGGAAGAAUUUGGCAAGGUUAGCAUUUUAAGGAAAGUACCAGUCCUUAAAGAUGGGGAUUUUAUCCUCACAGAGAGCAUAGCAAUCCUCCAGUAUUUGGCAGCAAAACAUCGCACUCCAGAUCACUGGUAUCCAGCUGACCUGGUGAAGCGUGCACGAGUUGAUGAGUAUCUUUCCUGGCAGCACGCAGGCUUACGAGCUCACGGUUCAAGGGUGUUCUGGUUUAGGGGAGUCUUACCUGUGGUCACAGGAACCCCGGUGCCCAAGGAGAAGAUGGAUUCGGCCCUGGAGGACCUCAACAUGUCUUUGAAGACCUUUGAGGAGAAGUUUCUUCAGGACAAUCCCUUUAUUAUUGGAGAGAAGAUAUCACUGGCAGAUUUAGUGGCCAUUGUGGAGAUAAUGCAGCCGGUUGGUACAGGUCUAGAUGUGUUUGAAGGCAGACCCGCUCUGAGUGCAUGGAGAGAUAAAGUGAAGAAGGAGAUCGGAGAGGAAGUCUUCGAUGAAGCCCAUAAGGUUGUCAUGAAUGUUGAUGUACUGCCACAAACCUUUGAAAAGAAGGGUAUUCCUGAGUUUCUCAAACUUCGGAUUAUGAAAAUGUUUAACUGAAUACUUGCCUUCUCCUUUUGCUUGCAAUCACUGUGUUAAAUCAGUAGUGAAACGACUGUAUUCAAAACAAACACACUAUAAUAAAUUCAAUCAAAGUUUUCAUGUAGUUUUAUUUUUUAUUUUG
Molecule: messenger RNA, 1292 nt
Organism: Triplophysa rosa
Lineage: Eukaryota; Metazoa; Chordata; Actinopteri; Cypriniformes; Nemacheilidae
Gene: gstt1a
Product: glutathione S-transferase theta 1a
Exons: 5
Coding region: 440-1168 (242 amino acids)
Biological process (GO): glutathione metabolic process
Cellular component (GO): cytoplasm
Molecular function (GO): glutathione transferase activity
Source: RefSeq, a predicted model, not a curated record